UCACUGGCGCUUUGUUUAUUGAUGAUUUUUGCACUUGUUUUGCUUUCUGGAUUUGGCGGCACAGCGUAUUUCCGCCAUCAUGUGUUCGAACUCGGCGGGGAUAAAGCUAGAGGUCAAGACUGAGCCGGCUUCGCCGCCGCGGGAGGACGAUGCUGAUCAAAUGGAGGUGGCGCCUUGCCAACUACUGUUCACCGAACAUAUGUCUGUGAAGGUUGAGGUCGAGGUGGAGGGGGGAGAUGAAAGGGAGGGGGUGAAAGAGACAUCAACACGUGGAAAUGAGACAGAGCACUGGAUAGAACCUUGGACUGAAGUGCCGAUUAAAGAGGAGCCAGAAACGGUCCGCGUGAAACCUUCGCGGCCGAGCAGCGAGGCGGGAAUGCAGGCUGGCGUGUACCUCAAGCACGAGAUUGAGAUCGAGCUCGCGCCGGCGUCGGAGUGUCAUCGCUCCGUGUCACCGUACGAAGUUGCUGUGACAACGAGCCAGUCCGAGGAUCACAUUCACACUCACUUACCAGGAUUUAACUUCGCCACAGAAAAAGAAGAUCGCCAUCAAACGCAAGCAGAACACAAAUGCAGCUUUUGUGACUAUAAAAACCACAAAAAAUCAGCCAUACUUACACAUGAGAGGAAACACACUGGCGAAAAACCUUUCCAAUGCGAACACUGUGACUACAGAGCCACGCACAAAGCGUACAUGCGGACUCAUAUGAGAACGCAUACCGAUGAGCGACCCUAUAAUUGCAACUUUUGUGACUUUAAGUGUAGGUUUAAAUCAGGUUUGAUAUCACAUGCUUGGGUACACACAGGAGAGAAAAAAUAUAAAUGUAAGCACUGUGACUAUGCUGCCACGACGGAUCGGCUGCUGCGCUCACACCAAAUGACACACACCGGUGAAAUGCCCUUCCAGUGUAAAAUCUGUAACAUUAAGUGCAGGACUAAACGAAGUCUUUUACGUCACGAAUAUAGUGCACACUCUAGUGAAAAGCGUUUUGAGUGUAAUAAGUGCGAAUUUAAAGGAAAGAAAAAAGAAGAUCUACGAAAUCAUGAGUUGAUACACACAGGGAAGACACUCUACAGUUGUAACUACUGCGAUUAUAAGUUUGUGCAAAAAUCGAACUUGCGGACGCACGAGAUGAGACACACAGGUGAAAAACCUUUUCACUGCGAUCAGUGCGAGUACAAGUGUAAAAUGAACAGGGAUCUACAAAAGCAUCUGAGGGCGCACGCGCGGGGGAAAACCCGUUUUGUUGCGAACACUGCAACUACAAGUGCAGGCAAUGAGCACACUUGAAGUAUAUCUCUCGGAAGAAUAAGACAUUUAACUGGGACGAUCUUUGACAACAUAUUUAUUUAUUUAUACAGAUACGAGCGUUGCAUUCCACCUUUUAAUAGCAAUACAGAGAUAUCUGUCGCUGAAUAAUUUACCUAACCUCUGAAUUAACAUAAAUAUAUGCAACUAUGGGAACAAAUCAAAUUAUUUUAACAAGUAUUUUGAUUUGUG
This is a messenger RNA of Leguminivora glycinivorella, 1501 nucleotides long. RefSeq names its product zinc finger protein 25-like. The transcript has 4 exons. The coding region runs from base 80 to 1291 and encodes 403 amino acids. Gene Ontology annotation, molecular function: RNA polymerase II cis-regulatory region sequence-specific DNA binding; DNA-binding transcription factor activity. The record is from RefSeq and is a predicted model, not a curated record. Lineage: Eukaryota; Metazoa; Arthropoda; Insecta; Lepidoptera; Tortricidae. Gene Ontology annotation, biological process: regulation of transcription by RNA polymerase II.